Hymenoscyphus albidus is the source of this 3427-nucleotide messenger RNA. The record is from the annotation of a GenBank genome assembly. Lineage: Eukaryota; Fungi; Ascomycota; Leotiomycetes; Helotiales; Helotiaceae.
AUACAUUGGCGCGUCCGCUGCGCAAGGUAGGUUGGAUUGAUCACCAUAGUGCCGUUGUGUGUUGGGUGACCUUCCUUCGACGUUGGCUUGUCUGGAGCUCUCAAGUGAAGUCGGCCUCGAAGUCGAACCUAAAACUAGUCACGUGUGGCCGGAAGGCUGAGGAAUGGGAAGCUACGAGGCACUUGCCCCUCCAACACCCUUACAUUGUCAACAAUAAUCUCUCAACUACCCACAAGCUCUGCCCCCCUACGUCCAAAACCAAAAUCACCCUCAGGAUCCUUGAUAUACUAUCGCGAAUAUGCCAGCCAUCCGCCAUGCAUCUAAACGCAAAGCUCCUCCAGUGGGAUUCUCAGACAUAGAAGACGACCUCCUAAUCUUCAGCAACAAGAUGAAAGACGCCGAAAACGCAUCCACCGUCAACGUCCCUCGACAUCAAGUCCACUGGCCUAUAUUUCAAAUCUCGCAUCAGAGAUCAAGAUAUGUGUACGAGCUGUACUACGAAAAGGAGGCUAUUUCAAAGGAGCUAUAUGAUUACCUAUUGAAGAAUGGCUAUGCGGAUGCGAUGCUGAUCGCUAAGUGGAAGAAGACGGGGUAUGAGAAGGUAUGUGACAUCGGUCCUUUCAGGAUAUAGUAGAGAAGGGAGAUGCGCAGAACAAUAAAGCUAACCUUUCGGAAUAGUUGUGCUGCUUACGGUGCGUACAGACGAAAGAGACCAAUUUCAAUUCUACAUGCAUUUGUCGGGUUCCAAAGGCGCAGAUGAAGGAAAAUCAAAAUGUCGAAUGUGUGAGCUGUGGUUGCAGAGGUUGUGCUUCUAGCGAUUGAGAGGCGAUGGCCAUAUUCGGAAAAAAAUAUGGAGAUUGCGGUCAGAUAAUGAGUUCGUAAUGGGAGAAUGGGUUAGUUUCUGCUUCGGUCUUCUGGGAGAUACCACUACUGGAGUUCUGGGAGAGAAAUGGGAUGCUGUGUACAGCUUAGAGAAGACUUGAAAAUCCUGACAGGUUGGAGGAGUCUCAACUAGGGUCAAGUAGCUCAUCACAAGCUGCUUUGCGACGAAGUGAUUUUAUGGAGGUAUGGAUACAGUUGAUCCUUUCAUAAGGUUCUAACCCCUACUCAGGUCAACGUUUUCCUUCGUCUUUACUGACUUAUGAAGGACAAUCCAAGAUUAUAAAAUCCAUCAAAUUGAAGCCAUUGAAAAAGUCCUUCCGUGAGACUUGUAAGGUUAUUUACUCGCCCAAACACCUCACAUAAGCUACACCACCAAUCGCGUUUUGUUUCCACCAGUCGCCAGUGGCAUAUUUUAGCGAACCCCUCUUUUACAACCAUCCCCUUUUCCCUUUUGCUUUCUUUCUGAAACAUGGAUGCCAUAGCUCCGGGUACCUUUCACGCUGCUUUACCAAAAGUCUAGACGCUAGGAUCAUAUAUGGGGAACCUUGUCCGGUACUGCCACGUCGGGCGCAUAGACGAACGCUACGGAAAUAGCUUAUUAGCAUAAAUGCCGUGAAAAUUGGUGGCAUCAAAACCCCUUUCUGCCAGUGAUCGUCACUUUAGUUUGUUGCACAUAUUGGGCAUCGUUUCUGUUACAGUACCAUGGGUAGUUGGUGAUCUUUGGACUUUUGGAACGUAGCAUAGCCUACUUUGCUUCAAAGUAUUCCGUAUCUACUGAGUGUGAGCCACAUUUUUCGCGUGUGAACUUGGGGGAUGUCGAGUUUUGGUGCGAUGCGAGUUAGCCUGAUUUUACGAAGUACAAUUUCAUUUUCACCAUAAAAAGUAAAACAUGCAUAUUUUGAACUUUCCCAAUUCAGGCUAUCCAGGAGUGAAAUUAAGGUGGUCCUGUGGAUCAGUGAAUGGGAUCGACCACUAGCGUCCCUUCAGCCUUGUGUCUUACUUCACAAUACGAAGUACUAUUGAACUUCGUCAUUCAGCCUCGACUACAAGGCUCUACCUCGUUCAACCAAUAUAAAGAAACUCCCAUCACAGGCGCUCAUUAGAGCUUACCUAAUAGUCCGCUGAUCCUGACAACAGCACAACCAGAACGGAAAUUGGAAUACCAUCUGGAGAAGGGAGAAAGAAGAAAAGAAACGAUGGACACCAACAAGACCCCACCACCCCUCCCUCCCUCCAACGCAGAACCCAAAUUCGGAGGCUUCACACGCUUUGAGAUUGAACUCGAGGUACACCUCCUCUCUUCCUCCCCCCUUCCCCUCUCCUCUUCCUUCCUUAUUACCAACUAACUCCCCUCAGUUCGUCCAAUCCCUCGCCUCACCCUACUACCUAAACCACCUCGCAACCCUCAAAUACCUCGAGAAUCCAGCGUUCGUCAAGUAUCUUGAGUACUUGCAGUACUGGAGUCUGCCCCCGUACACCAAGUACCUUACGUAUCCCGGCCCGACUCUCAAGAAUCUGGAGUUGUUGCAGCGGGAGAGGUUUCGGAGGGAUAUUAUUGAUCCGAGUGUGGUGGGACGGUUGGUGGAGGAGGGGAGGAGGGCGGCGGUGGGGUGGCCUUCUGGGUGAUGUGUUUGGGUGGGUUGGAGGUUUUGGAAGGGGGAGAUGAUGGCUGAGGGGGUUGUUUAUGGUGUUGAGGGCGUUUAUCAUUGGGCUGGGAAACGGGGGUUUGGUUGGGGAACUGGGGUUUUCGUGGGAUGUAUAUGGAAGGUAUUUGCACAAUUGAAGAAGUAUAGGACGACUUCAUAAAACAUAUACAAAGUUGCGGGUAUUAUUGGCAGAAGUGCAAUUAUAUCACACCAUCUCCUACCUGUAAGUCAGAAAUCCAGAGAUAUUUUUUCCGGAACGCCACGCUAAAUCGCAAGAAAACCGAAGACUUUCCCCCCAAAUCCCCCCAAUAAAAAGCCCACAGUACUGCACAUUCAAUACCAUUCAAUAUUCAUAUGCGUCACCGAAUUACCCCUAAUCUCUCCAUCGAUUCCCACAAGUCAUACACUACAAAAGUCAGCUCCCGUUCCCUAAACCCCACCCCGCAAAUCCAACUCACUCUAUAAAAAUUCGUCAUAGGCUCAUCAGCACUCCUAAUCUGAAUCGAAUAAAAAGCUGCUUCUGCACCAUUACAGCCGUCCUUGGGACACUGCACAGGCGUCUUGUCGGCGUUGUCAAAUUGAUUGGCUCCCCCAAAGACAUCGUCCUUCUCGACGAACGUAAAGUUCUUGCGCUCGAAGAAGGACUGCUCGAUGAUCACGUAUUGGUAGGGACAGGUGCGACAUUCCAUGCGGUUUUUUCCGCGCUCUUCUUCGAUUGGGGAGUCCAUGGGGACUUUGGAGACGGAGAGGACGUUGGAGCAGUUGGGGCAGACUGGGGGAAUGUUAGUUCUUUUGGGUUGUGAGAUUUAGAAGGGGGGGACAUACAGAGUAACAUUUUGAUUGUUAGUUGUAGGAAGUCGUUCAAAUUGAAGUUGUGUUGCACUCGCAGGAUUUCCCAG